Molossus molossus (Pallas's mastiff bat) is the source of this 2686-nucleotide messenger RNA. It is a transcript of the gene MLKL, whose product is annotated as mixed lineage kinase domain like pseudokinase. Gene Ontology annotation, cellular component: plasma membrane. Bases 315 to 1769 code for a protein of 484 amino acids. Gene Ontology annotation, molecular function: protein tyrosine kinase activity; ATP binding. Gene Ontology annotation, biological process: protein phosphorylation; cell surface receptor signaling pathway. The transcript has 11 exons. The record is from RefSeq and is a predicted model, not a curated record. NCBI's taxonomy places the organism in Eukaryota, Metazoa, Chordata, Mammalia, Chiroptera, Molossidae.
GGCGCAGAGGGGCCGCAGUCAGAUCCCUGGGCUGGAAGGGGAGAUGGGGGAGUAAGGGAAGUGAGGUGAGGUGACCCAUUGUUCGAUUUCGUGGAACUCAGGACAGAGUUGGUUUCGUUUCUGCUUCCUGGGCUCUGAGAGUAGAGCUGCCUGCCCAGGUCUCGGCCUGCCUUCUGCCAAAGACGUGGAGUGGGCGUGGGGUGGGGUCGGAGGGGCCUCGGAACCUGCUCUGAAAAGCUGUUCAAGAAACCCUAGACAGACGAACUCCGGUUGUGUGUGGGGUAAAUUGCCGAAGUAGACUAUUCCAGUACUUAAUGUUUCUUCCAGGUAUGGAUAUACUGAAGGACAUCAUCUCCUUAGGCACGUGUGUGUACAAACAAUGCGAAACGAUGCAAGACUGCAAGAAACAGUGCCAGCGUCUAAGGAGCCGCAUCCAAGGCCUGCUGCAGCCUCUGCAAAGGCUUCAGGCCCAAGGAGAGAGGAACCUGUCCACUGAGAUGACCACUGCCCUGAGCACCUUCCAGGCUGUCCUAAAGGAAGCUAAGAAGCAGGUGGAUGACUUUAGCAAUAAAUCCUAUGUCCAUAAGAUUCUAACAUCAAGGAAGGACAAAAGACUCUUUAAAGACGUAAACAGAAGGCUGAACGAUGUCCUGAAGGAGCUCUCACUGCUGCUUCAGGUGUAUCCGUGGGUGCCUUCUUCAAGCAUCAACCAAGAAGCACGCUGGGAACAAGAAGAUCAACAGGAUGCAGAGGAAGAUUGGCAAGUCUUCCAAAGUCUAACUGGAAGUGAAAAUAUUGAAGCUUCAUUGGAGCAAUUGAAAAAUGAUGUGAAAAAAAUCAUGGAGGCCAACAUGAAAAAAAUCAUAGAGACCUCGAGCCACUACGUACAGAAUUUGAUGAAGAGGGUCUCAGAAUAUCAAAUCAAAGAGAUUAAGAAGGAGGAGCUUUCAGAAUCCGACUGGAUCCUACAAAGGGAAAAUGAAUUCAGCAAAGUUUUUAAAGGAAAAUAUCACCAAUCUCCAGUGGCCAUAAAAGUAUUCAACAACGUCCAGGCCAAAAACAUUGGAACAGUGAGGCUUACUUUCAAUAAUGAGAUCAAAGCCAUGAAGAAAUUUGAUUCUCCUAACAUCCUGCGUAUAUUUGGGAUUUGCAUUGAUGAAAAAGUGACCCCACCUCAAUUCUCCAUUGUCAUGGAGUACUGUGACCUUGGGACCCUGAGGGAACUGCUGGAUCAGAAAAAGGACUUCAGAAUGGCAGAGCGCAUCAUCCUGGCCCUGGGGGCAGCCAGAGGCUUAUACAGACUGCACCAUUCAGAACCCCCCGAACUCCACAGAAACAUCAGCAGCAGCAGCUUCCUGGUAACCAACGACUACCAAGUGAAGCUUUCAGGAUUUGAGUUGAGCAAAACACAGACUUCCAUCAGCAAAGCAACUAAGACAAAAAGAGCAGAGAGAGUCAGUUCCACAGCAUAUGUCUCACCUCAAAUACUGGAAAAUAUAUUUGAUAAAUAUGACAUAAAAGCUGAAAUAUACAGCUUUGGAAUUGUUCUCUGGGAAAUCGCCACUGGGAAGAUCCCAUUUGAAGGCUAUGAUUCUAAGAAGAUCUACCAGCUGGUAGCUGUGGACCGGUACCAGGAGCCACUGGGUGAAGAUUGCCCUUCACAGUUGCAGGAGAUCAUUGAUGACUGCCGGGCAUAUGAGCCCUUCCAGCGGCCCUCUGUUAAUGGAAUCUUAGAGAAACUGUCUAUCUUUUACAAAGCUGCGAAUUGAAACUGAAACUAAAGAGUCCCUCCCUGGACAAGAAGCUGGAAGAGGCACAAGCUGGGCAUAUUUCUCUCUCCUAUUCUUUGACAUGUAGUUAUUUCUGGGUGCAGUGAGGCAGCACUUCACUGUUACAAACAGAAAACAGUUCCAGUCAUGUAGAACAUUUUCCCCUCCAAACAAUCCUGUCAAAAAUAUGCCUCUGAUAUAACUGUGAUAGAUGCUUUACAAAAACAUAUCUCUCUCUGUAUUGACAGCUCUUGGCACUGUGACUUUGCAGCUCCUGCCAUCACAAUGUGGAGUCUACACAUGAAACUAAUAUAUUAUUGUAUGUCAAUUAUAUUUCAAUUGAAAAGAAAGAUUUUCUCCUACAAACUGAAAUGUUUAUAGAUGAUGAAAUUAUAUAUCUGGGAUCUGAUUCAAAAUAAUCCAGAGGGAGGAGGAAUAAUUGUAAAUUAAGAAAAAAGCAAAAUAAGAUUAUCUAUGAGUUACUAACUUGAAUCUGGAUGAUGGGUUCAUAGGUUCAUAUGUUCUUCUCUUCUGAAUAUGCUUAUAACUUUCCACAGUAUAAUGAUUUUUUUAAAAAAAAGAAAGUGGAGCCUACUUCCCCACAAAUUGAAUCUUGACUGGCAUUGUGACUGGCGUAGGCCAAUAAAUGUGGAAGUGACGGUGUGCCAUUCCAAGCCUAGGCUUCAAGAGGACUUACAAAUUUCCAUUCCCUCUCUUGGAACUCUACCCAGACAUGAACUGGACUAGUGUGCUGGAAGAUGAGAGACCUCAUGGAGCAGAGACAACCUGUCUCAGCUGAGGUCAUACUAGACUAGCUGGGCCAGCAAAUGGCCCUGUCACAUGAAUGAGCCCAGUCAAGACCAGAAGAACCACACAGCUGAGCCCAUUCACAAAAUUAUGAUCUAAAUAAAGUAUUG